Molecule: messenger RNA, 2264 nt
Organism: Engraulis encrasicolus (European anchovy)
Lineage: Eukaryota; Metazoa; Chordata; Actinopteri; Clupeiformes; Engraulidae
Gene: snn
Product: stannin
Exons: 2
Coding region: 726-989 (87 amino acids)
Cellular component (GO): mitochondrial outer membrane
Source: RefSeq, a predicted model, not a curated record
UGUGUGUGUGUCUGUGUGUGUGUGUGUGUGUGUGUGUGUGUGUGUGUGUGUGUGUGUGUGUGUGUGUGUUAAAUUAAAUUAUUCAUCUUGAUUUCUCGAUUCUGCGAUAAUCACAAGCGUUAUUUCUCAUCUCGUUCACAGGGGGGCGUAGUCGACUCUGAAAAUGUUAGCUGUCACAACAGGGUGAAUAUGGUAUAAUGGAAUGGGAAAUGUCCAAUCAAUUUCUUGUAGCUAAUCGUUUUUCUUUUCAAAUAAUUUUGGCAACAAUGUUUAUUUUUUCGAGUAGUAAAUUACCUUCUAUCGUGAUUGGAUGUUGGUUUGCUGAUCUCACAUCCUGUCCAGUGGUGGCCUAUUCAUGUCAUGUGGACAUUUUGCAGAACAGCCGUUUUGAGACGCUUGGGCUGGAUGUUGCGAAGGAGCAGGGAAUGAGAUAUGGAUAGCCAACACCACUCCUGGUGUAUCUGGCAAAUGGAGUUGGGGACACACACAUGAAAGAGCAUGGGUUUAACACGAUCAGUUUAGAUGUGCGCAUAGUGGCACAGCCUUUAGUGGAAGAGCCCGAAAACAGAAAACGCCCAACACACGUCUUGUAGGAAAUGGUGCCAAAAGCAGAGGUGUGACAGCGUCUAGACGUACAGUUGGACUGCUCCUAUCAGGCCAGACACAACACCGCUUCCACUCUCUUGUCAUAUCUCAGCUGCUUAUUGCUCGCCACACAGAGCACCAUGUCUAUAAUGGACCACAGCCCCACCACUGGUGUGGUGACGAUCAUCGUGAUCCUCAUCGCCGUGGCUGCUCUGGGAGCCCUGAUCUUCGGCUGCUGGUGCUACCUCCGGCUGCAGCGCCUGAGCCAGUCCGAGGACGAGGAGAGCAUCGUGGGGGAGGGGGAGACCAAGGAGCCCUUCCUGAUGGUCCAGUACUCGGCCAGGGGGCCGCGAGUGGAGCACAAGACCAGGCUCACCCCCAAUGGCACAGAGACCCACAAUUGACUUUGUCCGGUGACCUAACAGUCCACAACGUCCCCCUCUUCCCUCAUGUGUGUUAUCCUCAAGCGCUGGACCGUGAGCAAAAAAAGCCCCAGCCACCUUAUUGGCCAGUCUCUAAGAAAACUGGCCCUGUAUGCCCGAUGACCAGUCCAGGCCUGUUCUUCAUAUACUUGCUGGCUGCCACAGAGAGCGCACAUACUUGAGACAAGACCAUCAGGGUCUCACCAUUGUGGUCUGACGUUCCCAACAGCAAUUCUGUUGCAUCUUGCCAGGCGUGCUCUCAUGGGAUGAAGUAUGAACCAACUGGCUUUGUUUGAAAUGGUCCGACUGGCUAUUACCAGGAUUAAGGCAAUGCAUUCUGGACUUCUUUCGGCAUGUUUGAAUACUGCAGCAUAUCAAUUCAGCGUUCUCCCCAUACAAAGACGAGUCUGUGGUACAGUGCAGCACGACAGAAUGAAAUCCUAGCACCACAGAUUGAUUACGCCUCCCCCACCACAAAGGCAUGAAGAUCAAGGCAUUGUUCUGGAAUAUCAUAAAACAUGGGUUGUAGGUGUGUCUCUGCAUGCUGCAUGCUGUGAGACAGACCGAGGAAGACCAAGUAGCCUGAACACAAUGACACAACAGGUGUGUUUCUGAGUCUUUGGUACUCACUAAUAAGGUUCUGGAAGAUGGUGAAGUAGAAGCAUCCUCCCUUGAAGAGUGAAGAGCUGGCAAAGGAAGAAAACAAAGAACAGCAGGCAGAAGUGCAGGGGAAGGACCAUUAGGGCCUACACUGCAUGAAGCCCAACUGAAACACACACACACACACACACAGACAGUUAGACAUUAGAGACUAGUGGUGCAUACAGGGGUUGGACAAUGAACCUGAAACACAAUUUGAGGACAAAUUGUUGGUGCACAUCUUGCUGAUACAUCAGUGACCAAGACAGCAAGUCCAGGGUAAUGUCAUCAUACCACCAAGAGACAAACCACAUCCAACAGGAUCAACUGUGCACGCAAGAGGAAGCUGUCUGAAAGGGAGGUUUGGGUGCUAACCCAGACUGUAUACUAAAUAAUCCCAUAAAACCACUGCUGCCCAAAUCAUAGCAGAAUUAAAUGAGCACCUCAACUCUCCAGCUUCCACCAGAACUGUCCCAUCGGGUCCUCCACAGGGACAAUAUACACGGACGGCCUGCUAUAGCCAAAUCCAGGUGUUUCAGGUUCAUUGUCUAACGGUCAAUGUCUGCGUACAACAUUGGGCCAGUGCAAGUGUUGUGUGUGCCCUCAUUGGCAUAUACA